CAGAAGAACCUGAGGCAGUACCAGACCCGGACGAACCACCACCACCUCCUCCUCCACCACCGCCGCCACCGCCUCCCAAACGAAUGGCUGAACUAGCAGUUGGAAUCAAUGGCUUUGGACGCAUCGGACGCUUGGUCCUCCGAGCCUGCAUGGAGAAAGGGAUCAAAGUGGUGGCUGUCAAUGACCCUUUCAUCGAUGUCAACUACAUGGUAUACAUGUUCAAGUAUGACUCUACCCAUGGGCGCUUCAAAGGAGAGGUACAUGCUGAAGGUGGCAAGCUAAUAGUGAACGGGAAUAAGAUCUCAGUCUUUCAGUGCAUGAAACCAAACGAGAUUCCUUGGGGUGAGGCAGGAGCACUGUACGUAGUAGAAUCAACUGGCGUCUUCCUCACUGUUGAUAAAGCCUCGGCUCAUCUCCACGGUGGGGCCAGACGAGUAGUGGUGAGUGCCCCAUCCCCUGAUGCACCUAUGUUGGUGAUGGGCGUCAAUCACGACAAGUAUGAUCCCUCAAGCAUGAAUAUUGUGAGCAAUGCCUCCUGCACCACCAACUGCUUGGCACCAUUGGCCAAAGUCAUUCACGACAACUUUGGCAUUGUGGAGGGCCUCAUGACCACCGUUCAUGCCUACACUGCCACUCAGAAGACUGUGGAUGGUCCUUCUGCCAAGGCUUGGCGUGAUGGCAGGGGCGCCCACCAGAACAUCAUUCCCGCCUCCACUGGUGCUGCCAAAGCCGUGGGCAAGGUCAUCCCUGAGCUGAAUGGGAAGCUCACUGGCAUGGCCUUCCGUGUGCCGGUGUGUGAUGUCUCGGUGGUUGACCUGACCUGCCGCCUCGCCAGGCCAGCCACCUAUGCCCAGAUCAAAGAUGCUGUCAAGAAGGCAUCAAAAGGGCCCAUGGCUGGGAUCCUGGGAUACACAGAAGAUGAGGUGGUUUCGACUGAUUUCAUUGGUGACAACCGUUCCUCUAUCUUUGAUGCUGGAGCUGGGAUCUCUCUCAAUGAUAACUUUGUGAAGCUCAUCUCCUGGUACGAUAAUGAAUAUGGCUACAGCUGCCGUGUAGCAGAUCUCCUUAAGCACAUGUUCAGCAAGGAGAACAACUGAGCACUGCCCACCCGCUCCAUUCCAGGCUGU
Euleptes europaea (tarantolino) is the source of this 1127-nucleotide messenger RNA. It is a transcript of the gene GAPDHS, whose product is annotated as glyceraldehyde-3-phosphate dehydrogenase, spermatogenic. Gene Ontology annotation, molecular function: NAD binding; NADP binding; oxidoreductase activity, acting on the aldehyde or oxo group of donors, NAD or NADP as acceptor. The record is from RefSeq and is a predicted model, not a curated record. Gene Ontology annotation, biological process: glucose metabolic process. Bases 84 to 1097 code for a protein of 337 amino acids. NCBI's taxonomy places the organism in Eukaryota, Metazoa, Chordata, Lepidosauria, Squamata, Sphaerodactylidae. The transcript is spliced from 10 exons.